UCUCCCACUCUCUCAACAUUUCCCAUUUCUCCUCUCCCCCAGCCUCACAUCCUCCCAUCAUUUUCUCUUCUCCUUCUCCAUCAUCUUCAUCUUCAUCUUCUUUGUACAUGUAGUACAGUUAGGGUUAGGGUUUUCUGUUUGUGCAAUACUAGUUCUAGGGUUUUUUUUGUUUGUUUCUAAAAUUUUUUCGACUACAGUACGAAUCCGUUCUUGUAUACCAUUUUAAUUCUUGUAAUAGUUUGAAUCGGAUGUUUAUUUGAUUUUUGUAAUGAGUGAGUGCUUAGAGAUUUAGGGAUUUUGGAUUCCCUUUUUUUUUUUCCCUUUUUUUUUUGUUAAAUUAUUUGCAUGUUUGUCGAGAUGGAGAAUCCUCGUAGGCCGUUUGAUAGAUCCAGGGAACCUGGCCUAAAGAAGCCGCGAUUACUCGACGACCCUGGUCCUAACCCUAAUGGUCGGCCCUUUGCACAGAGGCCGGUUGGUUCGGUACCGGCGGCGGUGAGGUUCAGGGGUGCUGAUUUGGAAAGCAAUGACCCCAGCCGUGGCGGGGCGUACGAGCCACAGCCACCUCCUCAGCAGCAGCAUCACGAGCUUGUUAGCCAGUACAAGACUGCUAUUGCGGAGCUGACAUUCAAUUCGAAGCCGAUAAUUACUAAUUUGACAAUAAUCGCUGGGGAGAAUCUUUUUGCUGCCAAAUCCAUUGCUGCCAUUGUCUGCGCCAACAUUCUUGAGGUUCCGAGCGACCAAAAGCUGCCAUCACUCUAUCUUUUAGACAGUAUUGUGAAGAAUAUUGGGAGAGAUUACAUAAAAUAUUUUGCAGCCAGACUACCUGAGGUAUUCUGCAAAGCUUAUAGGCAGGUUGAUCCCUCUGUGCAUCAAAGCAUGCGGCAUCUUUUUGGAACAUGGAAAGGAGUUUUCCCUCCACAGCCACUCCAAUUUAUUGAGAAGGAACUUGGCUUUGCUUCAACAACAAAUGGUUCGUCAUCAGGGGCUGCAACAUCUAGAUCUGAUGCACAGUCACAGCGGCCACCACAUAGCAUUCAUGUAAAUCCUAAGUACCUAGAAAGGCAGCGUCUUCAGCAGUCCAGCAGGGCAAAAGGAAUCCUUAAUGACAUUUCUGGAGCCAUGACUGAUGUAAAGGAAGAUGCUGAAAGGUCAGGUCGAGCAGCCAUUAUUUCUACUGGAAGGCCAUGGAUGGAUCCUUCUGACAAAAUGAAUAGCCUUCAGCAUUCUCAUAGAGAUGCACUAAGUGGGUCUCUUCAUGAGAAGAGCAUUACUGCUGCAUAUGGAGACUAUGAGUAUGGUUCAGAUCUUUCUCAGAAUUCUGGCUUGGGUAUUGGAAGAAAUGGUGGCAGGAUUACUGAUCAAGGACAGGAUAGACCUUGGUAUGGCACUGGAAGUAGUGUUCAAGAGACAAUGUCCAGUCAAAGGAAUGGUGUCGAUGUCAAGCCUGGAUUGCAAAAUUCCUCAGUGUCCAAACCUGUAAAUGCUGAUCCUCGUUUACGUGCAGCUCAAAACAUUGCAAAUAGAAGCAAUGGCGGAUCGCCUACUAGCUGGAAAAACUCUGAGGAGGAAGAGUUCAUGUGGGAUAUGCAUUCAAGAUUGUCAGAUCAAGAUGUAUCCAUUAUCUCUAGUAACUCUAGGAAAGAAAGCUGGAUGCCUGAUGAAGCAGAAAAAUUGGAGUUUGGAAAUCACCUCAACAAAACAAAAAGUAUUCAUGAAAGAGAAGCUUCUGCUGAUUCACAACUAACUGAGCGGAAUGACCAAAAUUCUUAUGGAUCCUGGAUGUCACCUUCAUGUUCUCUGCAGGAGUCCCACAAUGUGGAUAGAUCAAUUCAUGCUGCAGUAUCUACUAUUAAUUCUGUUAAUCCAGAGAGCUAUUCUGCCACUAUUAGCAGGUUGACAACAAGUACAGGUUCCUCUCUAGCCAGAAGGGGAGUUCGACAACAAUUUGGUUUAUCCCAAGUUGAUAACUCUGGCUUUAAUGUUUUAGCAAGUUCAUCACCACCCAGACAGUCUCCCAUGCACCAACGUUCUCCUUCACCUUCCUUUCCAGCUCGCCAUCCCCAUCAACAAACACAGAAUUUGGUGGAGGAAGACUAUCCACAAGCUCGCUCCUUGUCUCAGCCUGACUCUAAACCUUCUCAGUUUUCAGGGCAUUUGAAUACCCGAUCUCACAAUCGUUCUGCUAUUCAGGCUUCAUCUGCUUCAUUGCCAUCUUUUCAAUCAAGCCAGCAUGUUUCACAGUCUCUACAGUCAGAUUAUUUGAAGGCUGAGCAUUCUGGUGAGACACAAAAAACACGGUUACCUCCAAUCUCUAGAUUUGGAGCAUCCUCAAAACUGGGAAAUAUGUCAGAUCAUUUAGAUCCUCAUGCUGUUGAAAUUUCAGGAUUGUCUGGCACAAGUAGUUUGUUGGCUGCUGUCAUGAAUAGUGGAAUCCUCUCUAAAAAUGCGAUCACCAGCAGCCAACCUAAUCAGAGUGUUUUUGAUUUGAAGCAAAUGCCAUCACAACCGUUCUCCCAUCCUUCUUUGCCAAGUGGACCACCCCCAACUCUCCCUGCAGCCUCAGGGGCAGGGGGGGAUUCUAAAGCAUUAUCAAACCCUGCUUCUAAUGAUGUAGUUUCAGUUGCUACAAAUAUUUCUCAGGGAAAAGGUGAACAGCCACCUUUGCCACCUGGUCGACCACCUUCAUCAGCACAACCUGCAGUCAAAAGUAAGGCCUUAAACCCAAUUUCAAACCUUUUGAGCUCUUUAGUUUCCAAAGGUUUGAUAUCUGCCUCAAAGACAGAGUCUCAAUCUGUCCCACCACUGCAGAUGCCUACUCAAUUGCAGGACAAGAGCCCAGGCAUCUCUACCAGUUGCUCUCUGCCAGUUUCUUUAGUUUCAGUUUCUUCAGAUACUCCCUGUUCCUCCACCAAAGAUGAUGUAGUGUUGACUGAACCAGCUGCCAAUAGUUCUUCUAGCUUGUCACAGUCCUCCACAAUCGACAUGGAAAAUCUCAUAGGACUGGAGUUCAGACCAGAAGUUAUACGAGAGUUUCAUUCAUCUGUGGUCAAUGCAUUAUUGGAUGACCUCCCCCAUCAGUGCAGUUUAUGUGCUCUUCGACUUAAACUCAAGGAACAGCUGGAUAGACACUUAGAGUGGCAUGCUAUGAGAAAUCCAAAUGCAGAUGAAGUGAUUGGGCCGUUGAGAAGAUGGUAUGCAAGCUCAGGAGACUGGAUUGCUGGAAAGCCUGGACAAUUAAAAUUUGAACCUGCUGGUUGUGUACUCCAAUCUCAAAAGACAAUGGAGAAGGGUGAGCCGAUGGUCCCUGCAGAUGAAAAUCAGUGUGCAUGUAUUUUAUGUGGUGAGUUGUUUGAAGAUUAUUUUAGUCAAGAAAGGGGUGAGUGGAUGUUUAAUGGGGCAGUUUACAUGACAAUCCCAACCAAGGAUGGUGAUGUAGGGACUUUGGAUGAGAGUGCUGCCAAGGGUCCUAUUGUUCAUUCAAAUUGUAUAUCAGAAAGUUCGUUGCAUGAUCUGGGACUGGCCACUGGUGUUAAAACGGAAAAGGAUGUAUGAUGCUUUUAAGCUGAAGGUGAAGCCGUCUGGAGCAGGUACCAAUAUAGAAGCCAAAAGAGAAAUCAAAGUUUUCUUUUCAUGGCUUAAUUGUCCAUGACCCUGUGCCUCCUAAUUUUGUUGUGCCUUGAAAUGUUGCUGAGAGCUGUUUGCUAGAUAUUCUUGCCUUUUUUUUUUUUUACAUAUAAAAAAAGAAAAGAAAAGAAAAGAAAAAAACUCAUCAUUUUCUGAAAUUAUAGCCUGAUAAAAUAGAUAUAAAUGCCAUAUGGUUGCCUCAAUUUUCUUCACUGAUGCAGACUUAUGUGUUCUUUAUAUUCUGAUGUUGAUUUUAGCAAAGCAAGUUUGCACUUGAUAACGUAAGGGAGAGCACCCUGCCCGUAUCCAUUCAGCUUCACAAUUGGUGGAUGGCAAGCCCAUGUAUGACUGAAUUUUAAUCAAGACAAGACUUUCCAUUUUACCACAUUUUUCCCUAUUGUAGUUUUCGCACUGCCUGUUUGGCGGGAGCCUGUGUUUAGGCUUUGAUAAUAGUUAAGCACGUUUUCUAUAGUUGCAGUGGUUAAGCAAAACAGCAUGUCUUCUUGAUUGCCAGACUGAUGAAUUCUUUCAAGUGGUAUUGUUACUUUAUCAUUUCUCAGGAUAUAUUGUUUAAGCGUGUUUUCUAUCCUUGUGUUCCUAAGCCAAAUAUUGUGCUCGAACUAUUCCUCUUGUAACAAUUAGAAGGCCGUAUUUUACUCCUUUCUCUGCCCUUUCGGUUGCCUUAUGAAAGAGUUGUGUUUCAGUGUUAUAUUUGAUUCACUUAAGAGGCUUGUGCUCUUAGAGAUCUCAAGUGCAUACUGCCAGUCUUUUAACUCUUUUCUACUUACAUUCCUUUUCUUUGGUUCGGAUAAUCAAUUGUCUACAGGAUC
Molecule: messenger RNA, 4454 nt
Organism: Rubroshorea leprosula
Lineage: Eukaryota; Viridiplantae; Streptophyta; Magnoliopsida; Malvales; Dipterocarpaceae
Source: the annotation of a GenBank genome assembly